AAGCAAACAGAGGUAUGAAAUAGAAGUUAGCGGGCGCUUCGAACUAUAUAUCGUAAAAUCCAACUCCUAGUAUUUGAAAUCUAACGUUUUCUGUGGAAGCAUGUAAUUUGAUACUUUGCCAGUCCCCCUUGGGCAAUUAAUUUUGGUUGAGUCACGUGACCAGCCGAUACCAGGGUCUUUCCCAAAAAGACCCUGGGUACGAGGAUGGUCGAUUGCUACACUAGUCCAUGGUUUGUCUUCGGUUGGUGUUAUUUUCAUUGGCUCCGGGUUAUUACCGUGACCUAUACUGAUUGGCAAGGAAUGCAUUUGUCUACCAUUUCUUUCACUCGCUUGUCCAUAUUUGGGUACCAGAUCUUUUCGCGUAGUAGGCUUUUCGUUUACUCGAUUCUCUGAUGCCCGAUAUGACCUAAUUUUGUUGCUCUUUCUUGUAAUGUUGUUGGAAUGACCAGCCGUGUGUUCUUCAACAGUAUACCUGCUGAUGCAUUGUACGUAAGUUCGUCAGCGCAAACUCUAAACGGUUUAAGAUUAGGAUCGUUCUCAUCCCAUUUUCCCUCUUUCAGACAUUUCUUAACUUUUUGUAAUACUGGUAUAUUUAAGGGUUGCUUUUUUAUCUCGUCAAGUGUCAUUGACUUUGGAACUGAACAGUUAGUUACAUAGUUCACAUAUUCUUCUGCUGAUGUACUAGUUAUUUGUUCUCUCUCUAUGACAGCUGGAUGUCUACUUUUAAGUAGUCAGCGCUUCGUUUAAGGAUCCUUUGCGGUAAAUGACUUUGAAGUUAAAUGGUUGUAAUCGCAUCAUCCAUCUCUCGAUGCGGGCUGCUGGUCUGGAUCUUGGGUUAUUGAAUACAGAUUCUAAUGCUUUAUGAUCAGUUAUCACAUAUCGAAUUCUGAUCCAAUCAAGAACAUUCGAAAAUGCUCAAUUCCCCAUACUAAGCUAAGUCCUUCAAUAUCUGUUUGAGAGUAUCUUGUCUCAACUGGGCUGAGUGCUCUGCUUGCAUAUGAAAGGAUUUUGUACUGCUGGCUGUGAUGUUCUUUCUGUGCUAGUAUUGCACCAAUUCCAUAAGGGGAGCCAUCUACGAUUACCAGACUUCGUUUCUUUGUAUCGAAAUAUGCCAUAACUGGGGGUACUUGUUAGUUUCUUUUUCAGUUGCUCAAAUGCUUUCUGAUGUCUGUUUUCCCACUUAAACGCAAUGUUUUUCUUGGUUAGUUCUCUUAGAGGUGCUGUAAUAGUUGCAUAAUCUGGAAUGUAUUCGUGACAAGUGUUGGCCAUUCCCAGAAAACUUCUAACUUCUCCACCAGUUUUCCAUCAAUUCUCUCUGGAUCUGGUUUGGUUCCUGCUGCUGUAAAUUUUAAUCCAAAGAACGUAAUUUCGUCUUGUAGAAAUUCACAUUUCCCCCUUUCACUUCCAAGUUUAGUGCUGCUAGCCGUUUUAGACAGUUCUCUGGUGCUUCAUCAUGUGACUUUUGGGUUUUACCACGAAUAAUAAUAUCAUCCACCAGGUUUUUCACUCCUCUGAUAUCGCUAAGGUUUUGUUGUAGCACAUUUUGGAAUAUCUCGGCUGCACUGUUAGUACCGUAAUUUAAUCUUUUAUACUGGAACAGUCCUUCAUGGGUAUAGAAAACGUUAUAAUGAAUCGACUGUCCGGGUGUAAGUCGAGCUGGUGAUAUGCUUGCUUUAGGUCAAUCUUUGAGAAUAAUUUUGCUCCAUUUACCUCAGCUUUAAAAUCUUGUGAAGUUGGCAUGUGUGUCUCUCUCUUUCGAUUGCCUGGUUUGCUUCCCUCAUGUCUACACAUAGUCUACUUUCUUUGGCGUGACGACUAUUGGAGAUAUCCAUGGUGUUGGUUGAUUGGCGACUUUCUCGACAAUGUCUUGCUCUUCUUGUUCCUUAGAGACAUCAUUUCUCACAUGAUAUGGUAUACGUCUUUGCCGCUGCAUAACUGAUUUGACAUCGUCUCGGAAAUGAAGUUUAAUUUGUUGAUGUUUAAUUUUCCUUGCCCCUUGAAAACUGUACUAUAUUUGUUUAUGAUUUCUUGUAUUUUGGGGUCUUUUGAUUGAGGAACACUUGUGUUGAUUUCUGGAUUGGUCUCGCAUGCGGUGCCGUGUGUAUUGUUUUGAUUUGUCUUUGUUUGUUUAUUUUGUUCAGGAAAACCAGAAAUUGUGUUAAUUAGCUUGACCAAGGCCAAAUCUUGGGCUGUUUUAGCACUUAGUAAAUUACCUGCUGCAUGCACCGUCCAUUACAUAUAUUUGCGACACGGUAUAACGCUUUUUCGAUUCGAGUGUUGCUUGAAAUUGUCCGUUUAGAGGCAGAGGUGUGUGAAAUCCAUAUGCGUAGAUUUUAGUUGAACUUUUACGUAAUGAACUUUUUCUCUUUAAUUUCGCGUAUUUCGUAGAAUCAAUGAUGUCAACAGUCGCGCCAGUGUCAACCAAAAUAAAACGUCCUGUCCAUUUAUUUUUACGGUCGCGUGUGUUUUCUCCCUCGUUUCUUGUGAUACUGUGUAAACAUAAUCCUCUUCUUCCGAGCUUUCAGUAUUUGGUUCGCUUUGUGACAUUCCGACAGCCUUUGCUUGUUGUUUUCGUUGUUUAUUCUCAUCCCAUCGUGAUUGGCGCCUUUUUUCUGGGGAGGUAAAACCUUGUGUUUGUAAUUUCUCAAGGUUUCCCUUACUUGCGAAAGAUUUUCCUCGUGUUUGACAUACUAUAGCAAAGUGUCCCUUUAUUCCGCAGUGGUUACAAAUAGCAGACUUCGCUGGGCACGGUUGAUUGUCGUGUGGAUACUUGAAACCGCAGUAAUAACACUUUUUCUCAGUGAGCGUUGCCAUAGCCGUUGCAUUUAUAUUUUCCCUUGUUUUGAAUUGUUCUUCGAUCCCAACGACUUGAGCAGAACUAGUUUCGUAUUUUCGUCCAUCGAUUAACAUGUUUGCCAAACUAUAUUUUGGGUCUUUUAGUGCUUUCUUUCGUAAUCUUGAAGAAGUGCCGUUCGUAACAAUCUGCAUCUUAAUUUCAUAAUCUAUGUUUGUAAAUUCGCACUAUUUUGCCAAGCCUCGUAAACGCGCAUGAAAUUCGUUGAUUGAUUCCUCUUUGCCUUGCGUCGCUUGUCUAAAAACAUAGGUGCGAUAUAUCACGUUUUUCUCUGGUUCAAAAUACUCCGUCAACGCUUUCACUGCUGACUUAAAAUCUUUGGUUUCGCCCUCUUCUAGAGUCUUGAAAACUACGUGUACUUCGGGCCCCGCCUGAUACAAUAAUAAAGCUCGCUUUCUCGCAUCGUCUUUAAUAUCUUCGGCAAGUAAAUAUGUGUUGAAUCUCUUGUAGGAUCACUCCUUGGUUCAAAAGCAGGCAUAGGCUGUAUGUUUUGUGCCGCCAUUCUAGUUUCCCGUUUUAUUUUUCACGCUGUUUAUUUUUGUAUCCUCGUUGCCAUUGUAGAAUAGACUGAAUGAUGAUUUAUUACAAAUGUCAAUCAACGUUUGUUACAGGCUUAGAACUAGUUAAUUAUUAACUUAUCGCAUCCUACAAAUACUACAAUGACUAGUAUAUGCAUCAUAAUCCGCUAGCUACGGAUUAUACUGUUCAAGAUGGCAAUCAUUUUCUAGUAGCUCGAUAUGGAAAGUUAAUGCAUGAGAAGAAGAAUCACAUAAUUAAAACUAAGUUUAUUCUAUCGUUUAUUUAGACUGUUACAAAAUUGGAGAGAAAAAUCACAGAUUUCGAAUUAGUGAACAAAUCUGCUGAUGUUCUCAGAUCAUCUGCUGGGAAUUUAUCAUCGUUUUUAAAAAAAGAAGUGAUAAAUCCAUGGAGUGUAUCACCAGAUUCUGUACAAGUUAUUAAAGAAGAAAAUGUAAUUUAUGAAUAUGCUGGUCAGGAGAAAUAUAAUUCAACAAAUCUUCUGGGUGUUCUUAUUCUUUCAUUACUCUUUGGAAUUAUUUUGAAUGGCCUUGGUGAGAAGGGAAAGCCAAUAGUGGACUGGUUUAGUUGUUUGUUCGAAGUUGUUAUGAAAAUAGUUGAUAUCCUUAUAUGGUACGUAUCGAGCUAUUUAUUUUAUCGUUGACAUCUACAAACAUUAUUCAAUUUACCAAUUCCAAGCCCUCAUGUGUAAUGAUUUCCAAGCUAAAAUAAUUAAAUAUAGUUUAGAAAAUAAAUAGAUAAAAUGUUAGCUCACGGUAUGUAUGACUAUAUAAAUUAAAUUAAAAAUAAUUGCGGUCUAUGUCUGUUAAUUUGACAAAACUUAGAUUUUACUUUGUUUCCACCAGUAAUUAAUCUAUCCGAUGGCAAAAAUUUUUUCUUCUUUGAAAUUCGAGCUUGACGAAUAUUGAAAAGCAACUCAAGAACAUAAGUCUUGCAAUCUAAUAUAAUUUUUUAAAACUCCUUUUAUAGGUAUUCACCCAUUGGUAUCGGCAGUAUAAUUGCUAGCAAGUUUGUGGCAAUGCAAGAUAUUAAAGGCACAAUAGAAAAUCUUGGACUGUAUAUUGCGACUAUGAUCAUUGCAUCAUUGGUUUAUGGGCUUAUCAUACUCCCGGCUAUAUAUGCAAUUUUAUUGAGAAAAAAUCCUUAUCCACUUCUAAGUUGUAUCUCCAAAGCACUUCUUACUGGCUUUGGUACCGCAUCAAGGUGAGCUAGCACGUAAUAAUUGCGUUUACAAGGUUUUGAAGUUAUCAUUUAAAUUAAUAUCACGCUCCAGCAUUAAUUAUUUAUCAUCAAAUUAAUGAAAAAUAAGUAUAUAUAAUGCCUAAUUAACCUACAUGCCUAAUUAACCUACAUGAAUUUAAUUCGUUACGAAUUGGUUCUAUUUUUAAUGAAUAGUUACUAUAAAAUUAUACCAAAAGGUAUCCUUUAAAUGGUGAAAUUUUUUGCAUUGUUUCAUAUUUAGCAUUAAAAUUAAUUUUUACUGGGUCAAGAAUAAAGUUUCUCCAUAAGACAAACUAAUACUAUUUAAGAUGUAUUUGAGUCGAACUGUUUCAAAUUAUUCCAUUAUAUAAAAUAUAACAUAAUUAUAGUAACUUUUUUGUUUUAUAAUGUUUUCAACAUUUUAUUAAAAAAUUGGGGUCGCCCCUUGCCAGAUAUUUUUCAGUUUGAAGCCGCCCCCAAUUCAGGCAAAAAUCGGUUAAAGCCGCACCCCUAUUCUCACCCAACGCCCCCCCCCCCCAUCCCCCUCCCAUUAUUAAUGACCGGUCCCUUAGCUGUAUUCUGUUUCGAAUACAGUUAAUUAAAUCAUCAUUGUAAUUAUAUAUUUUCCAAAACAUUUUUAGAAUACUAUUGGUAAUCACAUAUACAAUCAAAAUGUUUAAAGUUACAAAAUAUGCCAAAACAAACUUGUCACGGAUUGUGAUAUCAAAUCCUGUGACAAAUUAUACAGCACAAUUUUUACUUCACAAUUUUCAUCUGAAAAGCGCAGGGCUGGGUGCGCAAAUUUUAGUACUGCGCGAAAUAUAAUCUUUGUGGUGUAAUAUGAGACACUCAUUGUUAUAGUAAUGCAAAUCAGUUAAUUUAUUAACGCACAUGCACAUUUGCCAUUAAAAAUAAAAAAUGUCUUCAUCUUCAACCUGGACACAAUAAAAAGAGGAUCCAUUUGAACUUUAGUUAAAAUUUGGUUUGACUUAUAAAGUAUAAUAUUAGGAAAUACCAUUUAUGAACCUAUAAUAUAUGAGAAUGCUAGCGAAGAUUAUUUGUGAAUCAUACCGAUAAAUAUUUUAGUUCUUGUUGGUAUUUUGAACUCAUGCUUUAUUGUAAUCAUGAAUUUUGCCUACAUUACAUAAUUUUGGAGCCAUUUUUUGAGGCCACCUAAUCGCUAUUGAGAAUUAUUGAAGUAUUUGUUGAUAAAAAAACACUCAUUAUAAAUGCGUUAAUUGUUAAUAGUUCUAUUAAACAAACCAAAAAGAACGAACACGGAAAAUUACUCGCGGGAAUUUAAAGCUGCGCGAGUAAGUCUCAACAAGGUGCGCGAAAUUAAAUCGCGCGAAUUUAAAGCUGAGCGAAAAUGGGUACGAGGCGAAAUUUAAUACAAGUAAGGUAUACAUGUUAACUUUUACUUGGAUUAUCCCCCAAUCCUAGGAUUCUGGUUCUUGUUUUUCGUUAUAGAUAAAAUAGUGCUCAAUACUACAAAUAUUUAGCACAGCGAAUUAAUUUGUUAUAUUAAAAUGUUUCAAUUUAUCGCCACUAUAAGUUUCAUGCCACUAUUUGUGACAAUCUUCAAGCGAUUAAAUUCAGUUCGUUAUAAUGGCGUGAUCUAUAGUUUGCUGACGUGCACCGUCAUCAUUCGCGCGCGCUUUAAAAAAACUCUGGAUAAUGGAUGGGAACAAACAUGUAACAAUGAGCAAAAGACCCGAGAUAUUCGCAAAAUGCCGACAUCGCGAGAAAUUUUGUCUUGCGUCAUCGGUUUGAAUUUGCAUUUAGCGCGUGCAAAUUCAAACCGAUGACGCAAGACAAGCCUCCACGUCAGCGACCGACCGUUGAUGUUGACAAAUCAAACAUACACUGAAUUAAUUGCCUGAAGAUCAUCUUGAACACAGAGUAGAGACAUACAGAGACGUAACUAGUGUACCCACUUCUUUUGAGCGCAUGCUCGGCAAGUUACUAGAUGCAUGCAUCUGAUUGGAUGACGACCUGAUCACGACUCACUUUAAACUUGCUGAGCACGCGCAGUUGAUCAUUUUUUGCCCGGUCGCCUGAAAAAAAGUGGGUACAUGAAAACGUAAGCUUCCGCAGUGUUUACAACGGUCAGUUACGUCUCUGUAUGUCUCUACUCUGUGUCUUGAAUAAGGCGUGAAACUUGAGUAGCAAUAAUUAAUUUUAAGAUGUCGUAAGUCGGAACAGAUUUGCAGCAGGUCUGUUACAACUUGUUGUCAACAAGCCGAUAUGUGGAUGCGUUCGCUCGCCUUGUAUCUGUCUGUCCUGACAGGUCCGCAACGGCUUGUCAACAGUUCUAUCACAAGCUGUUGUGACAGAGCUGCAGCAAUGCUGUUUUCAACAGGCCUGUCGCAAGUUGUUGACACAGAGCUGCAGCAAUGCUGUUUUCACCAACUUGCGACAGACCUGUUGUGAACCGAGAAAAGCGCCUUAUGAAGCUUCGUGUAUCCACUAUAUUUUGAACAAAAAAUGGCCAAAGAGGUUGAGAAAGUUAAGUGUCUGUUGAAAGGAUCUAUCCAGUUGAGUUAUGAACAAAAUUGUAUGUUAUUUGGUAUAGUUCAAUGGUAUAGUUCAAUAUAUUGAUGUCACCUUGAACUGCUGUAAUACCUGCACCAGAAUGAUUGUCAUUUAUAGACCACCCCCAUCGAAGACUAAUAAAUUAAGCAGCUCAAUAUUUUUUGAAGAAUUCUGCAUAUUUGUGGAACAGUUGAUCAUAUUACCUGGCAAUAUGUUAAUGGCAGGAGACUUUAAUUUUCAUAUAGACAACAUUGGAGAUUCAGAUACUAUUAAAUUCAACAAGAUACUGGAAUCGUUUAAUUUACAACAGCACGUCAAUGGGCCAACCCACAAGAAAGGCCACACCUUGGACUUGAUUAUAACAAGGAAUGAAGAUAAAUUAGUGACUGGUAUCAGAAUACAUGAUCCAGUAAUAUCAGAUCAUCUUGCCAUACAUUGUACAUUACAGUUAGAGAAACCACCAUUAGAACAAGCUGAAAUUUAUUAUCGAAAAUUAAACAAUGUAAACAUGGAUAGUUUCAAUGAAGAUCUAAAAGUACUAGAUUUAAAUGACGAUUAUGAUCUCUCAGUCCUUAUUGAUAAAUAUGAAAAUACGUUGAAAGAAACAUUACAGCAGCAUGCUCCACAAAAACGACGAAUUAUAACUCUUCGUCCUUUAUCACCAUGGUACAAUGAGGAGAUUGGUCAAGAAAAACUAGAAAUCGCAGAAAACUAGAGCGCCGCUGGCGCGCAUCUGGACUAUGUAUUGACAGAGAGUUAUAUGUCAAACAAUGUGAGACAGUGAAUGCCAUGAUAAAGAAUGCUAAGACAACAUACUACUCAUCGGUUAUUUCCAGUAAUGCACAUAAUCAGAAAGUGUUAUUUAGUACGGUUGAUAAAUUACUCCAUCGAAAGCCAGAAAAGCGCUAUCCAACUGCGUCAUCAACGACUGAACUUGUGAAUAAAUUUUCAGAUUUCUUCAAUAAUAAGAUUGCUAUUAUAUGGAAAGAACUAGCCAUCGAUUCUUCCCACUGUAAUCAGCGAAAUCAAGAGGAACAAUAUGCACAAUGCGUUAAAUUCAUUAACUUUCAAGAAGUCACGGAACGUGAGAUUGAAAAUGUUAUUGACAAAGUUGGUAAAAAAUCUUGUGAACUUGAUCCAGUGCCCGCAAAAAUCUUUCAAGGUUGUCGGAAGACUCUCUUACCUAUAAUUACUAAGAUCAGUAAUGAGUCACUUCAGUCAGGUUGUAUGCCUGAGAUACUAAAAGAAGCCGUGUUGAAACCAAAACUAAAGAAAGAUUCGCUGGAUUACGAAGAAUACACAAAUUUCCGACCUAUUUUAAAUUUAAAAUUCCUGUCUAAAGUAAUUGAGAAGGUUGCUGCCGGUCAGCUUCUGGAACACUUGGCCAAUAUCAAAUUAGAAGAACCCUUCCAGUCGGCAUAUAAACAUUUUCAUAGUGCAGAAACAACCUAUUAAAAGUACAAAACGAUAUUCUUGUAGCCAUUGAUAAUCGUAAGUGUGUGGUGUUGCUAUUACUAGAUAUGUCAGCAGCAUUCAAUACUGUUGAUCACGAACUUUUACUACAACGAAUGUUCAAAAGAUUUGGGAUAG
This is a messenger RNA of Paramuricea clavata, 8716 nucleotides long. The record is from the annotation of a GenBank genome assembly. NCBI's taxonomy places the organism in Eukaryota, Metazoa, Cnidaria, Anthozoa, Malacalcyonacea, Plexauridae.